GUAUGAGGCUCCAACGCAACGCAGUCAGCCCAUUUUUGUGACUGCGCACCCACCACCUCUUCAUGCCUGGUGCUUGUUUUCGAUUUUCACCAUGCUCCGGGGCUUCGAGUCCAGCCAGAAAAUCAAAACAUCGAAUUUCAAUGUCUUGGAGAUUCUUCUCUUAUUCUCUGAUACUCACGGCUCUUUCGCAUUGCUUGACGCCACUGGCUGCAACCGUGGAUGAUUGGAGAACGCGAUCUAUAUACCAGAUUGUUACAGAUAGAUUUGCGCUUGCUGACAAGGACGAUGGCAUUGCUCCCACUGUACCAUGCGAUACAGCUGCCCGUGACUACUGUGGCGGUUCGUGGAGAGGUGCCAUUGACCACUUGGACUACAUCAAGCAGAUGGGCUUUGAUGCGGUUUGGAUUUCUCCAGUCUACUCCAACAUCGAAGGCAUGACCCCUUACGGUGCGGGUUAUCACGGCUACUGGCCUCAAAAUAUUUACACCGUCAAUCAGCAUUUCGGCUCUGCGGACGAUCUCAAGAAUCUGAGCUCUGCUCUGCACGAGCGAGAUAUGCUCCUCAUGGUUGACGUUGUUGUUAACCACAUGCUUACAACACUACCUCUGAACGUCACUGCCUCGAGCUUUGUGGCUCCUCAGAAUAACUCGGCGACGGAAAUGACGCCUUUCGCAGAUAUGGAUGACUUACAUCCACUGUGCUUCAUCACGGACUACAAUAAUCAGACAGAAGUUGAGCAAUGUUGGCUAGGUGACGCUACAUUGCCGUAUGCGGACGUGGAUACAGAGGAUUUGAGUGUCGUAGGCACGCUCAAUAGCUGGAUUCAAGAUGUUGUAUCUAACUUCAGCGUGGAUGGUCUAAGACUCGGCACCGUGAAGUUCGUGUCUACGGACUUUUGGCAGGAUUUCACGCGAGAAGCAGGGGUGUUUACUAUCGGAGAGGUCAUGUCGAACGAUACCGACUACACCAGUGAUUACACUCAGGUCAUGAAUGCGGUGCUUGAUUAUCCAACAUGGUAUGCCCUUGUACCUGCCUUCCAGUCCCCAGAGGGCAAUCUCUCUGCCUUAACCACUGUCGUGACGCAGUCGCAGCAGCGUUAUGCUAGCGGUGCAUUCAUGACAGGUUCUUUCCUAGACAACCGCGACCAAGCGAGGUUUAAUCACCUUGUCUCGGACGCAGCUCUUGUAGCUAAUGCAGCAGUUUGGCCAUUCGUACAUGAUGGCAUCCCAAUCAUAUACAAUGGCCAAGAACAGGGUCUCACUGGAGGAUACCCACCAGCAAACCAUGAAGCAAUCUGGAAAACGAGGUACAAUAAUGAAAGUGCCGAGUAUCUUGCUUUCAAGAACCUGAACCGUGCUCGCAAAAUUGCCAUGACUGCCAAUACCUACUUUUUAACAACGCCGAUGGAGUUCCUCGAAACCAAUACCAAUAACACCAUCGCCAUAUGGAAACCUCCAAUGCUCACCCUUCUCACGAAUGCAGGCUCUACCUCAGCUCGUUGGAACGUCACGCACAAACUUUUCAAGCCGCACCAGCAUAUUGUCGAUGUGUUGACGUGUCGUGUUCACGUGGCGGAUGAACGCGGCGGCGUGACUGUGGAGAGCGCCGCUGGGCUGCCAAAGGUAUUCAUGCCAGUUACGACCCUGGAGGGUAGUCCUGACUUAUGUCCUGCGAGUAGCCUGAGUGGGGAAUUAGGGACUCGGAGGACCUCAUGGUGGGCAGCAGCUUACGUCCCGAUAUGCGUCAUCCUCCUUCUGUGACGUGCGAUUGGUGAAGGCUUUACACAACUGGGCUCACACGAACAACUUUAGAAUUCUCCCUACUAUGAUAUCUCCGAGUACAACUGUCGACGCGUGCCAUACCUUCGUGCGAUACAUUGAGUAGUCAAAACUAAUGAUUUAAUUACCUCUUAGAGAAUACAAAUUAUCCAUGCCCGCAUUUUAUUGCCACCAUG
Molecule: messenger RNA, 1954 nt
Organism: Suillus clintonianus
Lineage: Eukaryota; Fungi; Basidiomycota; Agaricomycetes; Boletales; Suillaceae
Product: glycoside hydrolase family 13 protein
Exons: 10
Coding region: 63-1760 (565 amino acids)
Biological process (GO): carbohydrate catabolic process
Molecular function (GO): alpha-amylase activity; calcium ion binding
Source: RefSeq, a predicted model, not a curated record